AUGUCUUCAGAAAAAGAGUCAGUCCAAUCAGAAAUAACAAUAGGACGUCAGUCUUCUCCUUCAGUAAAUGAAGGAUCUCCUUCAGUAAGUGAAGGAUUAAAUAAAAAUAACCAAGAUAUAAACAAAUUGACUGAAGAGAUGUUUCUUAAAGUGGCUGAUUAUUUAAAGGGAGAGAUCCUAGCUACAACUGAAGAUUACAAACUUUUAGAAACAAUGAAUCAAGUUACGCGAGACCGGUAUCAAGAAAUGUCUAAAAUGGCGCAAAAUUUGGUUGUAGAAAUGGCCAAUUUUCAAAGGAUUUACACUAGCUUCGAACCAUAUAUUCAACAAAUUGAUGAAAUAUGUGAACAAGUCGAUUUUUUGGAAAAAGUUGCUAAUGAAUUAGACGAAUAUUCAAAAGAAUUGGCUAUUACAAAAAUGGCAUCGAAACUAAAUAUCAAUUCUUCCUUCGUUAAUAAUGAUAACGUCAAAGAAGAACUAUCCCAUGUACGAUAUUUUUUAAAAACUGUCCAAGAACGUGUCGAAAAACUUGGGACAGACGUAAAGGAACUUUUUAAUAAAUCAGACAAAGAACAGGCUACUGGAAUAAGGAUGGUAAUUAUGGGGCCGCCUGGAGCUGGUAAAGGAACUCAAUCUCCAAGAAUCAAAGAAAAAUUUUGUGUUUGUCAUUUAGCUACUGGUGAUAUGUUACGUUCGCAAGUAGCGGCAAAAACGAAACUUGGUGUGGAAGCUAAAAAAAUUAUGGAUGCUGGAGGUCUGGUAUCUGAUGAAAUUAUGGUAGGAAUGAUCCAAAAUGAAUUGCAAAAUAAUCCAGAAUGUAAACAAGGGUUC
Dentiscutata heterogama is the source of this 831-nucleotide messenger RNA. NCBI's taxonomy places the organism in Eukaryota, Fungi, Glomeromycota, Glomeromycetes, Diversisporales, Gigasporaceae. The record is from the annotation of a GenBank genome assembly.